This is a messenger RNA of Arachis duranensis, 2372 nucleotides long. RefSeq names its product pentatricopeptide repeat-containing protein DOT4, chloroplastic-like. Gene Ontology annotation, molecular function: protein binding; RNA binding. The record is from RefSeq and is a predicted model, not a curated record. Gene Ontology annotation, biological process: RNA modification. Lineage: Eukaryota; Viridiplantae; Streptophyta; Magnoliopsida; Fabales; Fabaceae. The coding region runs from base 447 to 2372 and encodes 641 amino acids. The transcript is spliced from 3 exons.
UUAAUGAAGCCCAAAUGGCUAAACCCUAGAGCCCAACAUCCAACCGCGGCUGCUACCUAUGCUCCUUCCCGUCGCGUUUGCCGUCUGGUGGUGCUCCGCCAUUCGCCUCUUCUCCUACUCGUCUUUCACCGUCGUUCUGCUUUUCCCGUAUCUCCUCCAUUAGUCGUCGGUGGUGCUUCGUCUUCGCCUCUACUUCUUCUCCGCCGUGCCUUCUCCUUCCUCUCUCCCCUUCAGAUUCAGCUGCAUAACUACGAUAACUGCUUCGAGGAGAACGCAUAUGAAUUGAAGCCAUUUGGAAGACAAAAAGGGGGUCAAAUGUCAGCCAAUGAAACUGGCCAAGUGUUCACUCCUGUUCUGUUUGUGUUAGACCUUAGGCGUGUUAGGAAGAGAAAUAGAAGAUUCAAAUGAGAAUUUAGAACCUAUUUCAACAGCAACGCUCCAUAUUAAUGAGGGUAUGGCCACUACGCUCACAAAGAGCAUUUUCAUUCUUACCAUCUCCACCAACACAAACCUCAAUCACAUUACAAGCAUGCUCAUCUUCCAAAUCUCUCACCAAAGCAAAACAGAUUCACCAGCAAAUCAUCAUCAAUGGCACACACCGCAACCCUUUCUUUGCGACGAAACUAAUCCAGCUUUACAUUGAUUGCGAUGACAUAUCUUCUGCAUUGUUCUUGCUCCAUCACCUGCACCCACCUAAUGUGUUCGCCUUCACCUCCAUCUUGCGGUUCUACUCCAGACAUGGGCAAAUGCGCCAAUGCAUAAGAACCUAUGUUGAUUUGAGGGUAAUGGGUGUUGUCCCAGAUGGUUACGUGUUUCCCAAGGUUUUAAAGGCAUGUGCUCAAUCUCAGUGGUUUGAAACCGGUGUUGCGGUGCACAAGGAUGUCAUCACUUUUGGGUCGGAGUCCAACUUGCAAGCUUGCAAUGCUGUGCUGGAUAUGUACUCAAAAUGCGCAGAUGUUCAGAGUGCUCAAAAGGUGUUCAAUGAAAUGUCUGAACGAGAUGUUUUUUCAUGGAAUUCAAUGAUGUCUGGGUAUGUGUCUAAUGGGUUGUUCGAGGAGGCUGUGCGACUGUUGGGAUUGAUGAGAGCAAGUGGGGAUUGCGAACCGGAUGUUGUGACAUGGAACACUAUGAUGGAUGCUUAUUGUAAGAUGGGGCGUUGCAGUGAGGCCUUAAGGGUCUUUCAUCAAAUUAAGGAUCCUAAUGUUAUUUCAUGGACAACAUUAAUUUCAGGUUAUGCUGGUGUUAGGAGACAUGAUCUUGCUUUGGGAACUUUUAGGGAUAUGGUUAAUUUUGGGAUGGUUUUGCCUGAUGUGGAUUCUCUUUCUGGUAUCCUUGUAUCAUGCAGGUUUUUGGGGUCCUUAACUAGUGGGAAUGAAGUGCACUGUUAUGGUGUCAAAGUCAUUUCCGGGGAUGCGUUUUACAAGUCUGCUGGUGCUGCUUUAUUGACUUUAUAUGCCAAUUGUGGAAGGCUAAAUGAUGCUGAAAAUGUAUUUGAUAGAAUGGACAAAUCUGAUGUUGUUACUUGGAAUGCCAUGAUUUAUGGGCUCAUUGAUAUGGGGCUAGCAAACGAGGCAGUUCAAUGUUUCAAGGAAAUGCAAGCAAGCAAUGUAAAAGUUGAUCAGACAACUGUAUCUACUCUAUUGCUUGCGUGUGACUUGAGACGUGGAAAAGAGAUGCACGCAUAUGUCUUAAAACACCGUUACAAUUGGGUAAUUCCUGUUUGUAAUGCACUAAUUCAUACAUACUCGAAAUGUGGAUGCAUUGCAUAUGCAUAUUCUGUGUUUUCCACCAUGGCUGUGAGGGACUUGGUUUCAUGGAACACAAUUAUCAGCGGAUUUGGAAUGCAUGGCCUUGGCCAAACUGUUCUAAAGCUUUUGCAAGAAAUGAGGGAUGCAGGCAUUAGCCCGGAUUCGGUAACAUUUUCAUCUGCCCUCUCGGCUUGCAGUCAUUCAGGACUUGUGAAUGAAGGGAUUGAACUCUUCUACAGAAUGAUAGAGGAAUUCAGCUUAAACCCAGCAAAGGAACACUUCUCUUGUGUUGUUGACAUGCUAGCUCGCGCUGGCAGGCUUGAAGAUGCUUUUCAUUUCAUUAACAAGAUGCCACUGGAACCAGAUAAACAUGUUUGGGGAGCUUUACUUGCAGCAUGCCAAGAGCACCAAAAUGUUAGCGUCGGCAAACUGGCUGCUGAAAAAUUGAUCGAUUUAGAACCUCAAGAAGCUGGUCAUUAUGUGACAUUGUCCAAUAUAUAUUCAAAAGCUGGAAGAUGGAAUGAUGCUGCAAGAAUUCAUCAGAAAAGCAUUACAAAGCAUUACAACGUAGUUUUCAGUUGUUCGCUAAGAAAAUGUUGUAAGGAGCAUUUAGGUGUUAGAUGA